Rasamsonia emersonii CBS 393.64 is the source of this 990-nucleotide messenger RNA. RefSeq lists its product as uncharacterized. The transcript has 3 exons. The coding region runs from base 1 to 990 and encodes 329 amino acids. Lineage: Eukaryota; Fungi; Ascomycota; Eurotiomycetes; Eurotiales; Trichocomaceae. The record is from RefSeq and is a predicted model, not a curated record.
AUGGCCUCGAACAAGCCCACCAUUCGAAUAGGCUAUGUGCCUGAACACUACCUCACCCCCCUGCACCUCGCCCUCCGCUCGCCCGCCGCAUCCUCCCUCCCCUUCGACAUCUCCCUGGUCGAGUUCCCGUCCGGCACGGGCCACAUGAUCACGUCGCUGCGGGGCAACGAAAUCGACAUCGGCAUCGGUCUGACGGAGGGCUGGGUCGCGGGUCUGACGGGCAAGCAGCAGCUGUACGAGAACAGCGUGUCGGGCGGCUACAAGAUUGUCGGGCAGUGGGUUGAGACGCCGCUGCGGUGGGCGAUCGUGACGGGUCGCGACCGGAAGGAGCUCAACAGCGUCGAUGAUCUGAAGGGGGGGAGAGUGGGAGUGAGUCGGUUGGGGAGCGGCUCCCACAUCAUGUCCUUCGUCCUGCAGCAACAACAAGGCUGGCCCGAAGAUGCGCUGAAGACGGUCGCGCUGGGCCCGUUCGGCGCCCUUCGCGACGGCGUGACGCCGUUCAAGGAAGAAGACCCCAAGCAGGCAGGCAAGCCGGCGGCUGAGUUCUUCAUGUGGGAGCACUUCACGACGAAGCCGUACUUCCACCCGAACGAGCUGAAGCCGAACCCGCCGCUGAAGAAGCUCGGCGAGAUCUACACGCCCUGGCCGUCGUGGCUGAUCGUGGCGUCGACGACGACGUUCCCGGACCCGGAGAAGGACGCCAACCUGGCGCAGCUGUUCAACCUGUUCGACGAGGGCAUCCGGGCGUUCGAGACCAAGCCGGACGAGGUGGUCGAUCUGCUGGCGACGGGGGAGCUGGGCUGCACGUACUCGGAGGAGGAUGCCCGGGAGUGGAUGAAGGACGUGCGGUUUGUGCGCGACACGACGCGCGGGUUGGACCGGAGGAUUGUGGAAAAUGUUGCUGAUGUGCUGAAAAAGGCGGGUGUGAUUCCGCUGGAGAUGAGCAAUGAUGAAGUGGUGGCGAGGGUGACUGGUAUUUCUAAGCAGUAA